ACCGAAACUAAAGGUAUAUUUGUUACAAAUUAAUGAAACCCUAUAUAUAAACAAUUUUUUCAACAAAUAAUAAAAUAUAAUAGGCAUUUUAUUCCGUUUAUCCAGUAGCCUUUCAGACCUUGCAGUAUUGCAGAUCGUGUGCUAAUUCGUUUGAAGAAAAUUCCGGCCCUUAGAAACCGAACUUUAUGAGGAAAUAGCUUCAGUAAAAGCGAUUUCUGUGCGUUACACCAUUGCAUAUAAGAAUUACACUAUACCGGCAAUAUGAACUAUAAGCCGCUCACCUAUUAUUCAUUAUAACCGCAGUAAAAACGAUGAUUUCCGGGGUUGCUAUGUUUUUGCAAUUCAGCGUCUUUGUUAUUAUUCAAAUACAAUUUGUGAUGGGUUGGCAUCCGCCCUAAUUAGAAUGGAAACUGGCCUGAAAAUGUGAUGACAACAAAGCAAUUUCGUGAGUUGUGAACAAAGUCGAGAGAACUUUCUCACAGUUGGUGUUCACACGUCAGUUGUAUCAGCAGAUGUUUGAAAUUGUGGCAAAACAACGCACGUCGAUCAAAAGCAACAACGUUCCCAAUCGACAAGAAUCGGAUACGUGCGCAAUUUUUCCCCGCAGGCCUACAACACAUCAAAGCUGAAAUAAUUCUUUCUUAGACGCGCCCUUGAAAUGGAAAUUUUACUUAAUUUAAUCGGUUGGUUACUUUCGAUCGUAACAGCAACAGGAAACGCCUUUGUAACUUUUGUCGUCGCCAAAAAUCGUCGACUAUAUUCCUCGGCCAACUGGUUCGUCGUUUCUUUGGCAGUGGCCGACUUUGGAGUCGGAAUCACCGUUUUUCCAUCGAGCUAUUUUUGUAAUUACUCAAUGGCGUGUAACUCAAGGGUGUACAUAGCAUUCUUCUGGUUCUUCCUUCACUCUUCGGUCACAAAUCUUUGCUCCCUGACUUGGGAUCGUUACAUCGCCAUAGUUCACCCUUUCAGAUACAUUACCUCCAUGACUGAGAGGCGCCCUGGAAUGGUCAUCUUGAUGGCAUGGUUAAUUCCCUUCGCGAUCUCGUUGUCACUUUUCGUGGGGAUGUACGCCACAACCUCCAAAACGGCUCUGAAAGUUCUAAGAUUAACUGGCGUGUCUGCCUUUGACAUAGUAUUCUGUGCCCUGCUCUUCUAUGCUGUUGUUCGAAUCCUUGUUGUUGCACGCGCACAGUCACACCAAGAAGCUGAAGAAACUGCAAUAGUACUACAACUUUGGUCCAACGUCACAUCUACGCCGUCGGAAUCCUCCGGAAAUUUGCGCAGACGUAGAAAACACAACACAUCUCGCUUUAUAAUUGCCCUAGUUGUAUUCUUCUUGGGAUGCUACGUGGUUGUAAGUUGUUUAGUUCUUUGUAUUACAUUUUCUUGCCAAGUGUCUGCUAACGCUAGCCAGUUACUCAUUCUACUCCUGGUUCUGAACUCAGCAGUGAAUCCUUUGGUAUACGCAUUUUUGAAGAGUGACAUUAAGAAAGAAAUAAAAAGACUUAUUGGCAGAGGAAACGGCAAAAGAGACAAAUCGGCAUAUGUAUGAUAUUGCAUUUCGUUA
Molecule: messenger RNA, 1567 nt
Organism: Orbicella faveolata
Lineage: Eukaryota; Metazoa; Cnidaria; Anthozoa; Scleractinia; Merulinidae
Product: octopamine receptor beta-2R-like
Biological process (GO): G protein-coupled receptor signaling pathway
Cellular component (GO): membrane
Molecular function (GO): G protein-coupled receptor activity
Source: RefSeq, a predicted model, not a curated record